AUGUCCUCCAAAGUAAAUCAGCUAUCGCACCCCAUCGUCAACGCCGAGCUCUCGAAGCUCAGGCAGUCGUCGACAUCCUCGAAGGAGUUCCGUGAGGGGAUUAACCACAUUAGUCUAAUACUAGGCAUUGAAGCCUCGCGAUCUCUUGAAGAAGAGUCCUUUGACGGACAAACACCUAUCGGACCAUUCAAGGGGACCGUUAUCAAGCCUCGUGUAGGCCUUACGCCGAUUCUGCGUGCAGGUUUGGGGAUGUCAGACGCCCUGUUGACUCUCUUCCCAUCAGCACCCGUCUACCAUCUUGGUCUUUAUAGAGAGAAGGUUACUCUCCAGCCAGUAGAAUACUAUUCCAAGCUGCCCCCCUCUCCUCCCGUUGACACAGUUUUCUUACUUGAUCCUCUGAUCGCGACUGGUGGAACAGCUUGUGCUGCCUUAUCUAUGAUUGUUGAUUGGGGCAUUCCUAGUGUCAAGCUUCUCUGUGUCCUGGCUUCAAAGCCGGGAUUGGAACAUGUCCAAGCUGAAUUUCCAGAAUUAGAGAUUUGGGUGGCUGGCGUUGACGAUGAGCUGACGCCCCAAGGUAUCAUAAGCCCGGGACUCGGAGACACCGGUGACCGCCUCUUCAACACAAUCCGUGCAUGA
Desarmillaria tabescens is the source of this 636-nucleotide messenger RNA. RefSeq names its product armadillo/beta-catenin/plakoglobin. Lineage: Eukaryota; Fungi; Basidiomycota; Agaricomycetes; Agaricales; Physalacriaceae. Bases 1 to 636 code for a protein of 211 amino acids. The record is from RefSeq and is a predicted model, not a curated record. The transcript has 9 exons.